Molecule: messenger RNA, 1108 nt
Organism: Alosa alosa (allis shad)
Lineage: Eukaryota; Metazoa; Chordata; Actinopteri; Clupeiformes; Clupeidae
Product: transmembrane protein 114
Exons: 2
Cellular component (GO): apical plasma membrane
Source: RefSeq, a predicted model, not a curated record
UCGUCUCUCUCUCUCUCUCUUCCUUCAGACCUGCACGUCACGUUCCUGGUGCUGCUGCCUCUGAGUGUUAUCAUCAUGAUGGUGAGCGCCGUGCUGGGGAUCGUCAACCUGUUGGCACGGGCACAAUGGCUCCUGGUGGUGACCGGGAUCUUGCUAAUGUUUGGUGCCCUGGUGACCAUGUGCGGCGUGUGCGUCUAUGUGGCCUACUGCGCCGCGGCCUACAGGGAGGCGAUUAGGCUCCUCCUGUCCACCGGCGCCGACGGCUCCAAGUCCCUCGAGGAUGGCAUUGACAUCCGCUUCGGCUGGUCUCUGGCCCUGGCCUGCGUGUCUCUGGUGGGUGAAGCCCUCACCGGUGUCGCCUUCCUGGCCACUGCCUGGAUGCUGAGCCACCAGAGGACGGGAGAGGACCAGGGCAUCGAAAUCAAAUAACCACCAAUCAAAUCAAAGAUGACACGCCAUCAUCUGAACAUUCGAUUAGACCAAAUGGCUCCUGACUGUCUGGCAAUGCCAGAUACGGACCUCAGCCCUAAAGGCAACCCCAAGGACAGCAAAGAAGAAACUCCAUUAUGUGGGAUUUCAGCAAGGUACACAAAUGAAGCCCUGGGUCACAUACUGUAAAUAGAUUCUGAACUUUUUCUGGAUAUAGCAACUCCGGCAUCAUAGCUCUUGGGCAUUUCAUGUAUCUGUUAGCGCAGCUCCAAGGAGGCUACAGAGAUUAAUUAUAUGGGUGUUGGGAGAGGUGUAAUCACUCAAACACAAACACACAUUCUGUCAGUGCAUGCACAUGCAGUCACAUGGUGUUACAUAGACACAUGAAUACAAACACACACACAAACACAGACACACACGCUUAAACAGACACAGGCACACACACACACACUUACACAUAGACACAUCACACGCAUACUCAUAUAUUCACACAUGCACCCAUAUGUACAUACAUAUGUAUUCCUUUUUAUGACAAUACAUUCACGACUUUCAAAUAUGUAAUAUUCAUGACAUGUCACCGGUACCCUAAAAUGUACUUGAUGUUCAUGUCACAUUAGUGUAAUACAAAGACAACAGAUUGUGAUAUUUCUGGAAUGUUAAUUACAGUUUAACUCAUUGA